AUGGAGAACGAAAAACCGGGUCGCUGUAGGUUUUAUCCGUUGACUAGUAUUGUCUGGGAUACCGACACGGGUAUAUCUGCCACUACACCUGUAGAUGACACUACUUACCCGGAGCUUUUGUUUUCCUGCACAGGACGCCAUCUAGUGAUGGGUCCAGCCAAUGGGCGUGAUUUUUUGUCCGUCUCACUUGAUAACCUCGCGCUGGAAGAAAAUAUUUCCAUCAAAGCGCGCGGAGAGCGUGUGCUGAGCUUUGAAGGCAGAACAGAGGCAGGAAUUACUGGAAUUCUCGCCGUUCCAAACGGGCACGUCCUUUGCUGGGAGGAAGAUCACGCUCUUCGAGAGUAUCACUUAGCCUUUGAAUCAGAUAAUAAGACUGUGCUACUGGCAGAACUUGCCACUGACGUACAGCAACUUUAUGCUCUCCCUCACCCCAUAUUGCUGACGUUGGACCCACCUGGUGAUGACACUGUCUGCAAACCCCAGGAGAUGCUUUGCUUGGGCACGUACAUCACAGAUACGUGUCUUACAGCUAUCAUCUUGAUCGACAAUGCACAACUAGCGUUCUGCAAAAUAGCAGCGUUAGAUGAUUAUAUUAAGCAUGGCACAGCUCCAACACUAACGAGCUGUGUGACGUCAUCUAGACGCUUGGUGUUUGGUGUCUUCCAGUCGCCUGAGACCUUGUUAAUAGUAGAGGCUGACGAUCUAUCUACACCACAAAUCUAUGACGUAAGUCAAGUAUUUGAUGACAACCUCCUUGACGAAGGCACUAGUUAUGCUGAUCCAAAAGAAGUCGUUUUAUUAGGACUAUUUGACGGAAAAUUUGCGAUAUUAGCAUCUUAUACCAGCGAUUAUGAUACUGUUGUUGCUAUUUAUAACAUUUUUGAUAAAAAGCUAGAGUUUAGUACAGUUGUUAAGCAAUAUGUUGUAGGCUGUACCGUGACCCCAUACUGCCCUGGUCCUUACGAUUUCUUCUUUAAUAUGCUAUUUCUAAACAUGAGUGACAUUGUUUCCCUAGACUUCUUUUAUUUUUCGUACGCCGCACGCGACAAUUACAAUGCAAUUCUGGAGAGGCUCGACUCCUAUAUGAGCAAAGAAGGUCACUCCACAAACCACUUUAUUAAUGUACUGGUUAAAUCAUGUGAGGAGUUCUUCCAAUCUCUCAAGGUUUCUGGUGAUUACGCCCACACCUUUAUUCCGUUAUUGAGUGGCUCUGAACUGUUCGGGAUGGUUCCCAGUGCACGCUUCUCUAGGGUUCCAUGCCUUCCGGAGGUAGAUCAGAGUAUCUUUUUUUCUCCACAGAACAUAGUCCUUAGUACCCCGGUCAUUUCAUCUGCCUCAGCAAUCGCAGAUAACCCAUCCAUACCAGGCAUCAACCAUAAGGAAGACCUUAUUAAACAAAAGAUUAUUACGAUGGGCGACACAAUUGACUGGAGUUAUUCAACCAACGCUUGUGAAAUUAAGGACAAGAUAAAGGAAUUGGUCACUAAUAGUUGCACUGAGUAUAACCUAAGUGUUACGCUUUCAGAGUUACCUCCAUUUCAUCUGGAUUCGCCUAAUUGUGGCUAUGAUAAAAUCUAUGCCAAUCUGGUGUUUGCUCACCUUGGUGGAACCAAUCAAAUGACCGUCUAUGUAGAGACAGUUUCUCGCGUGUACAUCUCAGACUUUUUACCUCUCUACAUACUACAAUUUGACAUUAGAAAUUCCCAGGACGGAAGUAGCUGCAUCAGUUCCUUAAAAGUUCCUCAGAACGAAGAAACUACUGCUCUGGAAACUGCUACUCUCUUAGAUGAUACUCUCCUUACUGAUUACCCCACUGACAUGCUAGGCCUAGCUAUCAGCGAUGAACCUCCAUUAAUGGAGGUCAGUGAAAAGAAACCAAGCAAUGCCCAUGAGCAGCCACUAAUCUGUGCGUCUAUCGAGGCGCACUCUUCUCCUAAGACAGGCUCAGCUGAGCCGGCACCUUUGCAUCAAGGGGAAUCAAAGUUCUCUCCUUCGGGAUCAUUAAAGAACGACUUAAAUUAUCUAGAGGCAGAGCUAGAUACACAGAUUAAUAAAAAGAUUGAUGAAGCCAAAGAAAAGUAUGCUCAAGCACUUAGUAGUCUAAUAACUGCAUAUGCUGUUAAAGGGGAGCUCACCCUAUUUCUGGAUUCUAUCUUACCGGACUACUUUGCUACAAGCCCAUCAUACUUGUCAGUCAUGAAACAACUCAAUCAACUUAGAGGAGUUCAUAUCAUGUUAGAGAGUAGAACUGUCGAUGGGUGUUCUCUUAGCACCAACUUCCUCAGAAACCUUUAUGCGAUGAAGUCGCAAAACGCGUUUCCUUCCCUCACACCUAUGUUUGGAGCGGACUCGCUGACAUUUUCUACGGCAAUCAUAAAGGAUAUUAACGGAUUAUUGUGUUAUCGUCUGAGCUCUCCGUUGUUACCUAGCCAUGCUUCUAGCGAGGAGACUACAAUAGGUAUUCACCACUUUUGCGAUGUCAUGGACACUGUACUCUCUGCUUAUGAGCACCAGCUCGAUGUAUUUCAACUGGGAUAUAGACUGUAUUGGAACAUGGACGAGUCACUAAAACUGUUGAACUCCAAAGAGCCUUGCACUGAACACUUUAAUAAUGCUGCUAGCUCUUUACCCACAUCAACGAUACAGCCGGACAGCACGUUAUUUGGCACCUCCUCAAGUGGGGUUCGCACUAGCAGGCCUAAAGCUAAUACCAUUGACUCUCUGGAUCUCAGCAACUAUGAAGAUGCUUCCCUUGAAGAGCUCACUUUAACUCAGAAUAGGGUUUCAAAUUCGGGUUUUUCUUCUUUAUUUAACAGUAUGAACUAUAAGUCAUCCUAUACCGGGAUAGCACAGUCAUACUCUUUAGAUAACACAAACCUGCCUCUACGGUUAACCCGGCCUUUGGAAACAACGUAUGAAAACGGCAACCAAAUGAAGAUUGCAAAUAAAUUUAAAGCAUCGAGCCUUGAUGAGGUCUUUCGUAAACUCGGCUCUGGGAUUACUAUGCGGAUGUCUGUGAAGCAGCAGAGUCUUCCGCACGUGCAAGAUAAUUACUCACUUCCCCCGUGUACCAGCUUUAUUUUGUCGGAGUUUGUGGAAGACGUGGACAGGAUGGAGAAUGCCUCAGCUGGGUCGGCUUCCUCUAGAAAGAAGUUGCCCAGCAAAAGGAGCUCGGUGUUCCAGCACUUUCCUAGCAUAAAGCCGACUUUCAAGACUUCAGAUGGGAAACAAUAUUCUAACGUUCUAACGGUAGCAUUUAAACCGAGUAUAUAUGAUAACAACAAUACCCUUAGUACUGCUACGUCAACUAUAUGCUGUGAGUAUCCAGAUGGUUCAUAUUUAAGAGGACUCGUACAGAGCUUGGCACCGCCUCCUUUCUUCGAAGAAGUCUCGCCGAAAAUAACAAAGUCCACGCUCUGCAUAACGGAUUUAUAUGCAUCCCAUUCAUUUGAGACAAUUGUCGAACAGUCAAAGCAACUGUCUGGAGGCAAUGUAGUUACUCAUAAAGAUGCUAUGCAUCAGAGGAUCGAAAGCACUAGUCAGACCCUUUUUGGCGCCGAGAACAGUCUAUCAAAAUCUCAGACCAGUUUCAGUUUUGGUGUACCCAUUCAGAAACAUACUAGCCAGCCGCAGAUGAUAAACGAAUCCACUCAGCAGAAGAGCGCCUGGCCAGAAGCAAAGCCAUUUACAUUUGUAGCACCAAUAAAGUCAGAAGUGCAGUCAGAAAAACCACUGUUCUCGUUUGGACCAAAACUAGAACCUAGUAACUCUGUCCAGGCAGAAAAGUCGCCCGAUGAUAAAUUGGAACCAGCUCAGAAUAGGGACGCAGCAGAUAUGACUCUACCGGUCCCCCAUCCAGUACCAUUAUCAGUAUCAACGGACACAACACACGAAGAGCAGAAAACAUCAAUAUCUGACUCUAAACCUGCAAGCGAAGCUCGUGAAAAUAUCAAAGAUGAAUCUACCAGCGAGACAGCAAGUGGUAGCAAGGCACUGUCAUCUGGGUUUAAUUUUAAUGUUCUAAAACCCAUCAUAGCACAGGAUGCAGGAAAUAAAUCAAAGAGUUGCGAAUCUAGCUUCCAGCCAACCGCGCCUACUAAGACAGCUGGCAGUACUUCUAGUUUGUCCGAAGUAUUUAAUAACUUCACCAAGACCACCAAGACUGAACCAAAUGGCAAUAAUGUACUUCAACCUAGUCCUAGUCAGCCAGCUGCAAAUUCAUUUGCUUUUGGUGUACCAAAAGAACCGCCUGAGAGUAAUGUGGUGAGUACAGUGACUACUUUUGGCACUGGAUUUGGCACCAGCACUAAUUUUGGCUUUGAUACAGUAACUAUCAAUCCAACUCCCAACGUCGGAGCCCAGAUGACAACACCGGUUACUACUUUCCAAAAUUCCUUUUCAUUUCAGGGAGUAUUUGGUCAAGGAUCACAACAGACAGCACCAACCGCUAAAAUGUUUAAUCCUCCUUCCUCUGGCACAACAACUAAUUCAGUUUUUGGCAAUGUGGGAUUUCCAGGGACCUCUAAUCCAUUUGGAUCUGGCACGGCACCAAUAAGCUUUAACUUUGGCGGCGUGGCGAACAAAUAG
Giardia duodenalis is the source of this 4587-nucleotide messenger RNA. RefSeq lists its product as uncharacterized. The coding region runs from base 1 to 4587 and encodes 1528 amino acids. NCBI's taxonomy places the organism in Eukaryota, Fornicata, Diplomonadida, Hexamitidae. The record is from RefSeq and is a predicted model, not a curated record. The transcript has a single exon.